Messenger RNA from Neofelis nebulosa (Clouded leopard), 6837 nucleotides. It is a transcript of the gene GCNT4, whose product is annotated as glucosaminyl (N-acetyl) transferase 4. Bases 1093 to 2457 code for a protein of 454 amino acids. NCBI's taxonomy places the organism in Eukaryota, Metazoa, Chordata, Mammalia, Carnivora, Felidae. Gene Ontology annotation, cellular component: membrane. The transcript is spliced from 2 exons. Gene Ontology annotation, molecular function: acetylglucosaminyltransferase activity. The record is from RefSeq and is a predicted model, not a curated record.
CUUAGCACUGAUGAUUAAAAUGGUAAAAUUUAUAUCAAGUAUAUUUUAACCACAAUAAAUAAUAGAAGAAAGAAUAUUUUUAUGAUCAUCGACUAGUUCAUAAAUAUGGAACAAGAGAGAAGAUAUUUUCAUAACAAAGUAGUGAACCAGGUCAUACUUGGAACACAUACUUAAAGAAGGAUGACAGCAGUGACCCCAGACUUACUGAGAUGUUUAAGACCAUGCUACUAAAAAUGCGUUGCCUGCGUCUCCGUAUGAGGCGGAGACUUUGGAAGCCUUGCAGUCCUGUGCACUCCCGUUUACCCCUUUGAUUCCCGCUUUAAAAAAAGAAAAAAAAAUUUUUACUUUGAAAAAAAUCUCAAGCCUACAGAAAAGUUGUAGGCCUACAACAGUGGGCACGGCCUCAUUUCCCCUGGAGCAGGUGAAUGUGGAAGGCUUUGCUAUGGCUUCUGCACCAUCCUGCCCAAUGGAGAGCCCUGGCUGUUGUCCCCUGGAGGUGGUGUCUGGGUGCAGGAGCCGGUGUGGCACGUUGAGGAUGAGCCCAGUCCCUGCCUGCAGAAUGGCCCCUGGACUAUGGUACUGGGUGCUUCUCUUGCUUAAAUGCUUUUGACCCCUUACUGUCAUGCAACCUAUGUGCCCGUCUGCUUUUCCUGCCAGAAUUUACCCCACGCAGGAGCUCAGUCAGUCAUCACAGUACCCAUGGGAGUUAGCACCUUGGCCUCUUUCACAGGUAAGGAGGCAGGGGACUGACAAGAAUGGUGACAGCUUCUUAGUGAAGUCAGGACUUAAAUUCAGAACCGCUGGCUUUAAGUUCCAAACCAGCUAUGCUGUAAAUAGAGGGGUAGAGCAGGAGGGUAUGAUGCAGAGGGGUCAAGUGUGGCAGGGAAGAGAGGAAUGGGGUCAGGCAGGUCAGGGAGGGAGGGGGCGAUCGGAACUACUCAGCAUGUUUCACCCUAAGUGGUGCUGUUAUCUUUCUUGACAGGUAAGAAGCUUGUUACAGAUAAACUCACAAGAAGGCAGCCUGCCCAAAUUGACUUUCAGAGAUUAUGUGGCCUUCCCCCUGCUGGUGACCAGAACCAUACAAAGUAGAGAAUGAAGACAUUCAAAUGCUGUUUUAAAUACCCAGCACAGCAGAAAGUUUUCGUCUUAUUUUUAACUCUAUGGCUGUUCUCCCUGUUGAAGCUUCUAAAUGUGAGGAGACUCCUCUUCCCUCAAAGAGGCAUUUACUUGGUUGAAUACUCCCUGAGUACCUCACCUUUUGUAAGAAACAGAUACACCAAUGUUAAGAAUGAAAUCAGGUAUGAAGUUAACUGUUCAGGUGUCUAUGAACAGGCACCUUUGGAAAUUGGCAAGAGUCUGGAAAUAAGAAGGAGAGAAAUCAUCGACUUGGAUGAUGAGGAUGUCGUGGCAAUAACCAGUGAUUGUGACAUUUAUCAGACCCUAAGAAGGUACCAUCAAAAGCCUGUUUCAAGGGAGGAGAAAAGCUUCCCGAUAGCCUAUUCUUUGGUUGUUCAUAAAGACGCAAUUAUGGUUGAAAGACUAAUCCAUGCUAUAUACAACGAGCACAAUAUUUACUGCAUCCAUUAUGACUAUAAGUCACCUGGUACCUUCAAAGUUGCCAUGAACAAUUUAGCUAAGUGCUUCUCCAAUGUUUUCAUUGCCUCCAAAAUAGAGACAGUACAAUAUGCACACAUUUCCAGACUCCAAGCUGAUUUAAAUUGCCUGUCAGACCUCCUGAAGUCUUCGGUUCAGUGGAAAUAUGUUAUCAAUCUGUGUGGGCAAGAUUUUCCUUUGAAGUCAAACUUCGAAUUAGUGUCAGAGCUGAAGAAACUCAAUGGGGCAAAUAUGUUAGAAACGGUAAAACCCCCUAACAGUAAAAUGGAAAGAUUCACUUACCACCAUGAACUAAGACAGGUGCCUUAUGAAUAUGUGAAGCUACCAAUAAGGACAAACAUCUCCAAGGAAGCCCCCCCUCAUAACAUUGAGAUAUUUGUUGGAAGUGCUUAUUUUGUUUUAAGUCGAGCGUUUGUUAAAUAUAUUUUCAACAACUCCCUCGUUAAGGACUUUUUUGCCUGGUCUAAAGAUACGUACUCACCUGAUGAACAUUUUUGGGCUACCUUAAUUCGGGUACCAGGAAUCCCUGGGGAGAUUUCUAGGUCAGCCCAGGACGUGUCUGACUUACAGAGUAAGACCCGCCUUGUCAAAUGGAAUUAUCAUGAAGGCCUUUUGUAUCCCCGUUGUACUGGCUCCCACCUUCGAAGUGUGUGUAUCUACGGAGCAGCAGAAUUAAGGUGGCUUAUAAAUGAUGGACAUUGGUUUGCUAAUAAAUUUGAUUCUAAGGUGGACCCUGUCUUGAUUAAAUGCCUGGCAGAGAAGCUUGAAGAACAGCAGAGAGAAUGGAUUACUUUGUCUUCAAAAAAGUUAUUCAUGGCUAAAAGUCCCAUAAUCACAUCAUGAUAAAAUCAUGACAGAAAGAAGCUAUCUGAUAAAUGGAGCCAAUAUGGAACUGUAUGCUAUACUAUGCCCACUACCAUGUGAGCUUAACCUUCUCAUAGUUGGAGUGGUGUCCAAAAUGCCACACAUAAGGCAAAAUGACCUAGGCUUUGAUGACAGUAAGACUGCACUUGGUCGGGUGAUUUUUAUGUUUGUUUUUCCUUGUAAUCUUAUGGAGCUACAUCAGAGAUUGAGUUAUAUGAUGCCCUCAAGGCUUACCCUAAUCACACUUAUACUUUAAGUUUUCCACAUAGCCAUCAGGAUUCUACCGAAAAGGUGUUGGCGUGUGCGAUAAUCACAUAACUUUUUAAACCCCCAGUUUCAGAAGGCUGUUUAAGUAUAGUGACCAACUCUCCUCUUGUCUCUUAAUUCAGCUCCCUAGACUUUUCUUAACCUUUAGAAUAUUACAUGGAGAGGGGCACCUGGGUAGCUCAGUUGGUUGAGCGUCUGACUUUGGCUCAGGUCAAGAUCUCAUGGUUGGUUCAUGGGUUUGAACCCCUCUGUCAGUGCAGAGCCUGCUUGGGAUUCUCUCUCUCCCUCCCUCUGUCUCCCUGUCUCUCUGCCCCCUGCUCUGCUCAUGCUCUCUCUCUCAAAAAUAAAAAAAAUUAAAAUUAAAAAAAAAAAAAGAAUAUUAGAAGGAGAAACCACUACCUCAGGAAAGCUCAAAGAAUGUCCAGUUUCCUGUUUGCCAAAGCAUAAUUUACCUAUUAGAGCCUCACUCUUUCAAUUCGGAGUCACAAGACUCUGUCAGUGGGGCAUUUAUAGUGUAUGAAUGUUGGGGAGGUUGGGGGGUGGGGAGGGGAUUGGGACAGGUGGUGCCUAAAGAGAAACAAAGGGAUUUGCAGGAUUUUUGCAUCAUCGUACACAACGAUUUCAUGAAUGGUCUCCUUUUUUGAGUUCAAUUAUUUCUUUAAAACACAUUUAUUGAUGAAAAAUAAGAACUUGUUAGUAGUUCUAAAUGUCACACUCCUGAACGUUAAACCUAAGUCUUCUAGUUCAUAGAUUAUCAUUAAAAGUAGGGUUUUUUUUUUUUUACAGUGGAAUUGUUAUAAUUUUGUUUUAUGGAACCAUUAAGCUAAGAGCCACUGAAUUUUCUCAAAAAGAUUGUAUAAAAUAUGACAGCUUUCUACAUUAACUAUUAUGGUCAUUUAAAAUUCUUGCUUACAUCUCCAGUAACUAUCCAAAUAGAAUCUAGACUUAAAUGAUAAAACCUCUAAGUUCACUGAAGUCUUCUCAGCUUAGAUACAGAGAGAGAAAAAGUUAAUUUUCUUAAGGACAUAGCAAGAAUUUUCACUAAUGGUAUUUUGUAAAACCUACUCCUUAGAAAACUACCACAACGAAUCAAAUAUACAUCUAUCUCAAUGUAGCUUUGUUGUGCUUGAGUUGAAAUGGGACGGGAGCAGAGUCCUGAGAACAGGCUGUAAUAUUUUUACGUCUCUUGGGAAAUCAUGGAGCUCAUGUAAAAAUUUCUUCCUGAUCUUAUGUUUCAAUGUCGGCCGCAGAAUCUAUGUAUUUAAAUAUUUUCUAAAAUGUCUGUGUUCUCCAUGUGAAAUGCACUUUGCUUGUUUUCAAGUAUAUGAUACUGACUGCCAAGCGGGAUCACUAUUCUCCCUUUCUUCUUCUCUGGAACUCAUUUUUUUUCCUCCCCCCCCCCCCCCCCGCCCCACUCCAAAUUACUUCAUUCUUCAGAAAACUGUGACCAAGCCCCUGUUCUUAAAAAUAAGUCACCCUUGGACAGAGCUAAGUUCUGCAGAAGAUACUUAACCAUUUGUUAGCAUGUGUGACUGUGACAAGCUAAGUCACUUUCUAUGAGCCUCAGGUUUCCUGAUCUUUAAAGUGAACACUUGGAUGCUUACCCUGACUUCCUCACACAUGUGUGUGUGUGUGUGUGUGUGUGUGUGUGUGUGUUUAUGUGAAUCAACUGAAAUAUGUGAACUGGUUUGAAAAUGGAGACAAACUAUUGACAAUAAAUAUCAGAGAGUAGUCUUAUUACAAGGCAAAACAGAGAUCCAACCCCAUUGUGAAACUUAACCCUUUACCUUUUCUGGAAAACCGCUGAAAUAUAAAAGAAGCCACAUUUGCAGGAGCAACUUCUGUAAAUGAAUCCAGGUACAAAGAAACCCCUGUCACCACAUCUGGGGUUCUUUUUAAGCCAAUAUAAUUAGCAGAUUGAUCCCGUGUCUUGGAUUGAGGUUAGGGGUAGAAAUGUUUUUCCUACCUUCUAGUCUUAAAUACACAAGUUCUCACAGAUAGCUUGGUUUUUAUGGCUUUGGUCAUCAGAAUAAAUGUAAAGGCUGAAAACUCGAUCUCCUUGUCCCGUGUCUUGCCUCUUGGUGACAAAUGAUUCUAUCCCCUGUUUAUUGGGAAAUUUUCCAGUUGUUAAUCACUUUCACACCAUAUCCACAUGAAACAUGCCACCACAAAGAGAUGACAGCACCUUGUUUUCCCCAGUGACACAUUUCCCAUGAUUCAGUUCAACAUUUCGGGGGGCUUGUCUGGUCAUCUCUUUUGCCUUGGGAAUCCUACAGUUUCCUUAUAGGCCUUCAAACCUCCUUCAAACCUGACUCUCCCCUAAAACCUUUUGGUAUGAUUUUUCCUGCUCUAGAGAAUGUUCUACAGUCUGUGUUUUAUAAUCAUUCUUUGCAUAGUAUUUAUUGAAUCUAGAUUCUAAGUUGUUUGGCAAUGAGACCAGGACUUGAAGUUUGUAAGUUGUAUUAGAUAUUAGAAAGAGCUACCAAAAUAUAUCUACAUUAUGUGAAUAAUCUACUCUAACAUUAUAAUAUUUAAAGAUCAAUGUUGCUGCUAUUUUUAAUGUUUUGGCUAUUCUAAGUAAAAAAAAAAAAAAAAAAAAAAAAAAAAAUAUAUAUAUAUAUAUAUAUAUAUAUAUGUUUAAAUUUGCAGAGUUGAAUAUGAAGAUUUCUCUUGCCUUCCAGAGUGUGAAUAUUAUACAUACAUAUAUAUAUAUUUUUGACAUAUUUCCUGAAAACAAAAAGACAGUCUUCUUUGUGAAUGUAAAGUGAAUGUCCUAUGUGUAUGUUACAGAUGUUUGUGUUAUUGUUUUUUACCAUUUUGAAAAGCAUAUUUCCCAUUCUGUGAGUUUUAAAUAGAUUGGUAUUGCAUUUUGGUAUUGUGCGGCUGGUAGAUGUUAAUUCUCUGGUAUUAUAAAAUAAAAAUGUGCUCCAAAAGCCGAAUCCCUGGAAUUUAUUUUUUUAAUGUUUAUUUAUUUUUGAGAGAGAGAGAGCGGAAGAUGGGCAGAGAGAGAAGGAGACAGAGGAUCUCAAGCAGCAUCUGUGCCGACCACAGAGAGCCCAAUGCCGAACUCUAACUCACAAACCACAAGAUCGUGACCUGAGCCAAAGUCAGAUGCUUAACCGCCUAGCCACCCAGGUGCCCCCAAGUCCCUGGAAUUUAUAUUUCCUUUCUCUGCCUGUGCUGGCUCCUCACAAAGACUCUUUCAGUUUAUGACACUUGCCCAGUAUUUGAAGAGCAAGUUAAUUUCACUCAGAGUAAAAGAAUUCAGCAUGUGGAUUAUACACAAAAUAUGGGCACACAAACUUGAGUUGUUUUCCAGGAUCUCUGUCUUCAUUCUCCUUCAGACUGACUUCUCCUCCAAGAUUAAUUAUCUAGACAAGUAUUCGUGUUUGCUUGAUGACUUUAUGGAUUUUAGUUCUUUUUUAAAUUUUUUUAAAUAUUUAUUCAUUUUUUGAGAGAGAGAGAGAAAGAGAGAGAGAGAGAGAGACAGAGCAUGAGUGGGGGAGGGGCAGAGAGAGAGGGAGACACAGAAUCCCAAGCAGGCUCCAGGGUCCGAGCGGUCAGCACAGAGCCUGACGCGGGGCUCAAACCCACAAACCGUGAGAUCAUGACCUGAGCCGAAGUCGAACGGUUAACCAACUGAGCCACCUAGGAGCCCUUGGAAGUUAGUUUUUAAUAUAAUAGGUUGAGGUUCUUCAUGUCAGGUUCUUCAGUUCCUGGAAAAUCAAGACGCUUUUUCUUUCUCUACCAGGACUCCUGCCUUGGUGUGAGUCCCCUUGACUGUGGUUCCACUAGGCCCUCAGGCUUGGUUGGCUGCCUAUUCCUGAUGAACUGCCCCUCUGUUCUGGAUAAUGCCAUUCCUAGCCCUACUAAGCUAAGGACUACUUGUUGUUGCUGAUUGCUAUGCCUUCCAACCACUCUGAAAAUCCCAGUGGCCAGUUUUCCUCUGUCACCCUUUCUAAAGCUGUAACCAUCACCAACCUCCCUAGCUGGCAAGGAGUAUAAAUGUCAUUGUCACAAAUCACAAUCUAGCUCAAGGAGUAAGGCCAUUUUGGGAAUUUUCUACAUAAUAAAAAUUAAAUCUACUCUUAA